Homalodisca vitripennis (glassy-winged sharpshooter) is the source of this 1955-nucleotide messenger RNA. It is a transcript of the gene CaBP1, whose product is annotated as protein disulfide-isomerase A6 homolog. The record is from RefSeq and is a predicted model, not a curated record. Gene Ontology annotation, cellular component: endoplasmic reticulum lumen. The transcript is spliced from 8 exons. Gene Ontology annotation, biological process: response to endoplasmic reticulum stress. Gene Ontology annotation, molecular function: protein disulfide isomerase activity; protein-disulfide reductase activity. Bases 300 to 1604 code for a protein of 434 amino acids. Lineage: Eukaryota; Metazoa; Arthropoda; Insecta; Hemiptera; Cicadellidae.
AAUUAUCAACAUAUGAUGACAAGAUGGUUUGUAGGUCUGACUCAGUGUUAGUUUGGAAGUGGUGAAUUUAGUCUAAUAAACGUAACGGUUUUACCGUUUCAAAACGCAUAUAUUUUGACAUAAGUUAAUAAAAAUGUCUCUUUAGCUAUUUUACAGAAUAUAAAAGGGUAAACAUAAGGAUAAUUUCCGAACAGUUUAGUUUUAUCAGACUAAUAACAUUCUCCUGUAAACAAUAAGCCGGCAGUAAACACCAUCGUAGUAUAGUGAAUAGUAAAGUUGCUAGACAGUUAUCUUUUGAGAUGACUCUGAUUUAUAUUUUAGGUGUUGUCGCAUUGUCUGUCGGCUCGUUAGCUCUGUACGACUCAGGGUCAGAUGUUGUAGACCUGACAGAGAGUAAUUUUGACAGACUUGUGACUCAAAGUGACCAGGUAUGGGUUGUGGAGUUUUAUGCUCCAUGGUGUGGCCAUUGUCAACAGUUUGUUGGUGAAUAUUCAAAAGCAGCUAAGGCUCUUAAGGGUGUUGUGAAAGUGGGAGCUGUGAAUGCAGAUGAACAUAAAUCUCUUGGUGGGAGAUUUGGAGUGAGAGGUUUUCCCACUGUCAAGAUCUUUGGAGCCAAUAAAAACAAACCUGAGGACUACAACGGGGGUCGAACAGCCCAAGGUCUAGUGGACGCUGCAGUUUCUGCGGCCAAGAGUAAGGUGUAUGCCCAGCUCGGCGGCAAAAGUGGUGGAGGUGGUUCUUCUUCAAAGGGAGAUCCGAAGGAUGUUGUGGAACUGACGGACAGUAACUUCGAUGAACUGGUUCUGGAGUCUGAAGACAUGUGGCUUGUAGAGUUCUUUGCCCCUUGGUGUGGCCACUGUAAGAAUCUGGCACCGCACUGGGCUCAGGCUGCAACUGAACUCAAAGGAAAAGUAAAACUGGGAGCAGUAGAUGCAACAGUUCACCAAGUGAAAGCUAGCCGUUAUGGAGUACAGGGAUAUCCAACCAUCAAGUUCUUUGCUCCUGGUAAAAAAGACUCAAGCUCUGUGGAAGAUUACAACGGUGGUAGGACUGCAAAUGAUAUCGUCAACUGGGCACUUGACAAGUUGGCAGAAAAUGUUCCUGCUCCUGAAAUAAAGCAGUUGGUGGAUGACAAGACACUGAAGGAGGCAUGUGAGGAACAUCCGUUGUGCGUCGUCUCUGUCCUUCCCCACAUCCUGGACUGUCAGGCAGACUGCCGCAACAGCUAUCUCAAUAUCCUCAAGGAGAUGGGAGAGAAGUACAAGAAGAAGAUGUGGGGAUGGGUGUGGUCUGAAGCUGGCUCUCAGCCUGAAGUGGAGAACAUGUUAGAGAUUGGAGGAUUUGGUUACCCAGCGAUGGCUGUUCUCAAUGCUAAGAAGAUGAAGUAUUCCAUUCUUAGGGGCUCAUUCUCCAGUGAAGGCAUCAAUGAAUUUUUAAGAGAUUUAUCGUUUGGCCGUGGAAACACCGCUCCAGUCAAAGGUGCUUCAUUCCCUCAAAUAUCAGCAAUAGAACCCUGGGACGGUAAAGACGGAGAGUUGCCUCCUGAUGAGGACAUUGACCUCUCGGACGUCCAGCUCGACGAUUUGCCCAAAGACGAACUGUAAUAGAUUGACUCUAUCCAAACUCAAUCAAGACUGACAUUAAUGUGUGCUUCUGUUUGUGUGUGUUAGAAGAAUACUGUGGUACUUGGUACUGUGUCGACUGCAGGAAAGCCUUAAAAAGACACUGAUCUGCAAUUAACAGUGCAAUAUUACAGGAGAGUAUGAUGUAGACUCUAAGCAUGUUCUUAAUUUUAUCAUAACUGUUCAUUUUGUGAAUAUUUAGAUGAAUUUGUUUCCAUUGUGUUGAACUGUAGUUCACCAUUUGUUUUAGUAAUGGUACAAUAUUGCAUCUUCCAUUUCUAUAUGUUUAAGAUUUACUCUCAAUUUUGUAAUAUUAAAUCAAAUUUCACACCA